This is a messenger RNA of Phyllotreta striolata, 558 nucleotides long. The record is from the annotation of a GenBank genome assembly. Lineage: Eukaryota; Metazoa; Arthropoda; Insecta; Coleoptera; Chrysomelidae.
AUGAUUCCUCCUAACUUGUAUCCGACACUCUUUUUGAGUAAACAUCCAGAUUAUAUUUUAUUCAAGUUAGCAAUUUACUUCGCCGAACAAGGACACAGCGUGUGGUUUAUAUCCCCCAAAGUCUUCGAGUCGAUACCCGAAGACAUCCGUUCUCCGGAUAAAGAAAUAUUGCAGUCGAUAACAUUCGUGUACCUUCAAGAUUAUAAAUCGCUAAUAAACCAUUUAAACGCGAUACAUUUGUGGCACAAAGUGCCUACGGUAGUGUUAAUGUCCGGUUUCGAUGUUUACACGAAAUUGUACGGGGAUACUUUUGAUCCCCUUUUACCUGCUAUCGUUACUAGUUCGCUGUUCGAUGGGGCUUCGGUUUGCUCUAAAAAGAACAAAAAACCGGUAUUUGUCAUUGUAGCCGCUUAUGAACCUCCACGAAUUUAUUUAAGUAGAUAUCAAAGCCUGCACGAUUUGUAUUACCCCAAUUUUAUCAGUAACGGGGAAAAAAGUGCGAUAUUGAAGAAAGUUGUAGAUUAUUACGGUAAUAAUAAAUUCGUCGUGAAUGAAUAA